Messenger RNA from Bombus terrestris (buff-tailed bumblebee), 2766 nucleotides. RefSeq lists its product as uncharacterized. The transcript has 5 exons. The coding region runs from base 443 to 2434 and encodes 663 amino acids. The record is from RefSeq and is a predicted model, not a curated record. Lineage: Eukaryota; Metazoa; Arthropoda; Insecta; Hymenoptera; Apidae.
AUACGAUAAAAGUAAAAGAAGUCAAAAGUAUUAUAGAGCAGACUAAAGAACUAUUUCUGAUGUUUCCAUCAUUUCAUCUUUACUUUAUUCCCGCAAGGGGCGCUUGGUCUUCCGUCAUUUUGCAUAGAAGUUGGCUAGCUGAGUUGUACAACGGAUUUUGUGAAUUUUCAUUUGGCUAACCUAGAUAUGUAUAUUUGAAUACAUCGUAGAAGUUUACUAUGGGAAUUUUAGGGUUGGGAUUCUCAUGCUCCAUACACGGGGAAGCACCGAUGCAAGGAUAUAUAAGACGUGGCACCUAUUUCUUCGUAUCAGUUAGUACAUCGAUCGUAAGUUUAUUAUGUUUUAAAAUUUAUUUACAUAUUCUAUUGAAUUACGCAUUACCAAAAGUUUUGAUGUGUAAAAUCUAUGUAAUUUUGUACUUGUAAAAAAUUUUGCGCCUAUAAUGAGUACAAUGUCUAGUAUGGAUCCAGUUUGGAAUGAAAUGUUGAAAAUUGCUGAGAUACAGCAACAAGAAUAUUAUGAACUUUUGGCGGAAUGGACACUGUAUGAGAAAGAUAAAUAUAAGUAUUUAAGACAAAAUAUUGGGUUUGCAAUUUAUGGUCCUGCAUCAGAAGAUAAAACGGCUGAUGUUGUAUUAUAUGAUAAGGAUAAAAUAACUAAUAACUGCGAUUUAGUUGAAACAUUUUAUUAUUCGAAGAAAGCAGAAAAGACUAUAGAUAUUAUAUAUAACAAAAUACUUCAAUUUGGAGAAGAAAACAUAAAAGCAGAGACAGGAGAAAAAUCAAACACAAAAGGAGUUUACUAUGGAGUAAUUUUCAAUUUAAUAUUCCGUCCUAAAAAUACGUCAGUUAAUAAUUCAGUUCAUCUUACUUUAAAAGAGGAAGAUGAAAUAAAUAUAUGUUCAACGCCAAUAUUUAAGAUAAAGUAUUCGCAAUGUAAAGAGCAACAAAUUUGGUAUAUUGAUAUUUACGGCAGGGUAUAUAAAAGUUGGACAGAUUACAAGGAAAACAAUACUUUACCACCAUGUACCAUGGUUCUUCCAAAGGAUGGAUUUUAUCAAGCGAAUACAACUUAUGAAAUUACUGAAAAAUAUUCAACAGUAUGGUUAGAAAUUGUAUACUCACCUGCAUGUAAUCCUAUAAAUACUUUUUUUAAUAUAGCAGAUACAGCUUCUAGUGUAAUAGGUAUGACUGGAGUUGCUUUAGGAGUUGCAUCUCUUUUUACACCUAUUGGUCCAGUUGUGCUAGGUGCAACAGCAUGUUCUGGGGUAACUGGUGCAUGGACAAUGGGUAGAUCAAUACAAAACUUAGUAGACAGAAGCUCUCAUGAGGAAACUAUAAAUCCACUAGAGGAUAGAGGUGCAUUUUCUUCAUGGUUAGGUAUAACUGGCAGUACAAUUGGUAUAGCAGCUUUAGGUGGAUCUUUUGCUAUUACUAAACUUGUUCAGAAUGGUAGUAAUAUAGGGACUGCAACUAGAUUUGCAUACAAUACAUUAAUAUUAAGUAAUUUAGGUAUCAAUGGUUUUGGUGUAGGAUAUCAAGCAUACUGUAUCUAUAAUAGAUAUCGGGAAGAUGGCACAGUUCAUUUUUCAGAUGUAGUAUCUCUGACAGCUCAUAUUUUGUUCUUUGGUAACACAGUUCUAAAUAUGCAGUUUGCAGCAGAUUUAAUUGAAUCUACACAAGGUAACAUUUUAGAUAACUAUAGAAGCACUUUACGUUCCAAAAAUCUUCGUAGAAAAUUUAAUCAUGCGAAGCGGAAUGCUGCUGCAAAUAAUACAGAUAAAAUAUUUGAAAAUGCUGAAGUUAUACGUUACAUCAAUAACAAGCAACAGUUACGACUUGAAAAUAAUUUGGGUGCCAUUCCCACUCACAUGCCUACCAUAUCUUUGCAAAAUCAUGAACUGAUAAUUUGUGGUAUAAGUUUACUAGAUCCAAUGAAAUUUGCAGACAUAUUAUUUGCACAUGACAAGAAUGAAAAUAAAUAUUCAUUUAACAAAGAGAAUAGCAAUGCUCAAGAUAAAUUGCCUCAGUUAAAAGAUUUGCUAUUGUCUUUAUUAAAGGAUGCAUUUUUAAAUAAUGGGAACAGUAUAAAAUAUGAUGUUGAUCAAUUUAUUGAAAUUUUAAAUGAUAUAAGAUACAUGAAGAAUGCCUCAUGUUUUCUUCUUAUAAUAUUUAAAAUAUCUCAUGCUCUGAUAACAAAAUCUUCAUUUGAUUCAGAGUAUUUACAUAAAGCAGUUCAUUUUGUAUGGAAUUAUAUAAAAGAAAAUUUUAGAUAUUUAGAUACAUCUUCCAUUAAUGAUGAACAAUUGCAAAAACUAUUGAAUAAAAUAAUAGCAGCCUUGUUUGAAUACAUGGCAGUUACUAUAAAAGAGUUAUCACCUGCUUUUGCAAAAUAUAUGGAAAAAUAUGGAAUUUUACCUAACAAUUUUACCUAAUAUAAUAAAAAAUUGACUCAUGACAUCUUAUUUCUUUAAUUUGCUUAAACACACAUACAAUUAAAUCAUAAUAUCUAUACAUACACAGAAUUGUGCCUUAUAAUAGUAUAUUGUAUGACAUUAAUAAAACGGCCAUGUAAGUAAUUUUGUUAAGAAUAUUUAGCAAUAUUUAAUGACGAUAAAAGGGCACUUGUUUUCUAUUAUAAAAGUAAAUGAAAGAUAGUUUUAAGCGCUUGUGAUAAUUACUAUAUUAAUAUUAAUAUAUUUGUUUGAUACCAGAAAGAUGUACAUCUUUAUAAAAAAUAAGAAUAAAAUAAAAAAGUAAAUAGAAA